This is a messenger RNA of Lucilia cuprina (Australian sheep blowfly), 2823 nucleotides long. It is a transcript of the gene casp, whose product is annotated as FAS-associated factor 1. The transcript is spliced from 14 exons. Lineage: Eukaryota; Metazoa; Arthropoda; Insecta; Diptera; Calliphoridae. Gene Ontology annotation, cellular component: endoplasmic reticulum; nucleus. The record is from RefSeq and is a predicted model, not a curated record. The coding region runs from base 640 to 2793 and encodes 717 amino acids. Gene Ontology annotation, molecular function: ubiquitin binding.
UCUGCGUGACUUAACAAAGAAAUUUGUUUUUUUCUUCUUCAUCUUGCUGUUUUUCAAAUGCUCACAAAAAUUAUCGACAUUUUCGGUAGUGAUUACAAAAGUUUUAAAAAUAUUUAUUUAAAUUAAUCAAUCAAUCCCAUUGAUUUAUAGAUCUUUAAAUUAUUAGAAAACCUCAUAGAAAGUGCUGGUGGCAAGUGUUGCGAAGAAAAUUGCAAAAGAAUUGAUUGUUUUCAUCUCAAGUGUUUUUUUUUGUGCAAAACGACGAAGAAGAACGUGAAAAAGAACGUCUAGAGAGCAGAGAGUGACUGACGAUUUUGUGCAAGUUGUGUGUGAAGAAAUCGUUGUUUUUUUCACAAUAAGAAAAUUAAAUUAAAUAAUUGUCAAAAGUAAUUUGUUAUUAAUUUUACGUAAACUGCAUACUUUAAAAAAACAAUAGAAAGACAAACAUAUUUAAGCAGUGCAACAAAGAAACUAUAAAACCGGGUGUAAAGUUGCAGCAAGUGGAAUUUUUAUUCUUUAUUUUCGUUUUUUUUGCUUAUUGUAACCAUCAGGCCCCCACUUCUGUGGUGCUUCUACGUUAUCUACGCAGUCAACAAAUAGAAGAAGAAAAAAAUAUAUAUUUUUUUUUGGUUCAACAACAUGUCUGAAAACAAAGAUGAAAUAUUGGCCAAUUUUCAGAGCAUAACUGGUAUAGAUGAUGUGGGUGAAGCAUUUUCCCAUUUGGAGGAUUGUAACUGGGAUUUAAUGGCUGCUAUACAAAGGGUCAUACCACAAGAUGAUCCUACGCUAGACACACCAGUUGUUCCUUCACUGAGAUCGGAAUCUUCAGGUCUAUUGGGUCGUAAUGCCAGCAGUAGUUCAGCUUUAAAUAAUUUCUCUACUGCACCUGGCCCAUCCACAAGAAAUUGUCCUCGUUGGCUGAAAAAUGCCUCUACAAAUAAUCUGGGCAGCAGUGCUGCUGAAAGUGCAUUCGUACCAGUUGCUUCAACAUCAUCAGAUGCCGAUAUUAUCGAUCUCACCUCAGAUAUGGAUAUAGCUGAGCAUAGAACAUCAACAAAUGCAAUGGCUUCAUUGUCAUCAUCAUCAGCACCCUCAUUGAUAAGACAAAUUAUAUUUAAUAUACAUUUUGAUCAACAAAUCUAUGAUAUACGACUGCCCUCCACUUCAACCAUUGAACAAUUGAAGAAUAAGAUACACGAUGUUACUGGAGUGCCGAUAUGUCGUCAAGCAAUACGCGGCUGGCCGCCUGCUAAAUUAAAUCAAGCUCAAAUACCAACAACUCAAUUGUCUAGCUUAGGUUUGUCGGGUGAAAAUGAAUUAAUAUUGAUUGAUUUAACCGAAGAAGGCUAUAUGGAUUUUGAAAACGAUGAAGUCUCUAGCCGUUUGGAUAAAAAUUUUGUACUUACCAUUGUCCAACAGCCCAGUGGUGUAAGACAUGAAUUGAAUUUCUCUGGUCGUACUACCAUAGAGGAUGUAAAAACAAAAGUUUACUAUGUUACAGAGAUUGCUGUGAGACAUCAAGAAUGGACUGGUUGGCCUCAUGGUUGUGAUAAUGAAACAACAUUAGCGCAAUCUGGCAUACAAUUAAAUCAUAAUUUUAUUCUACAUAAUGCAGCUGAUAAAAUGCGUAAUAAUACUAAUAAUUCAUCUUCCACAACAAGAAGUUCCAAUGCUGUUGGUCUUGAUACUGAUAGUUCGGCUGAUGAAUUUGAAGAUGCCUCAGACUUUAAUGCAUGUGAAGAAUUCUUUACAGAUCCUCCACCAGUACAAUCCACAACCAGACAUUUAAUACCUAAUAAUACAGACAGUGAAACAACGGGCUCCUUACAGUUUGUUGAAAAUUAUAAACAACGUUUUGGUGAACCAUGUCCAUUCUUCUUUACUGGCAGUCUAGAAGAUGCUCUUAAAGAGGCCUGUCACAAACCAGCUAGAGAGCGUAAAUUAUUGGCGAUUUAUUUGCAUCAUGGUGAAAGUAUUUUAACAAAUGUUUUCUGUGAUCGUUUAAUGAAACAUGAAAGCAUAUUACAAACAUUUGCUGAAAAUUUUAUUGUUUAUGGCUGGGAUUUAACGCAUGAAAGCAAUAAACAUUUAUUUUUAUCUUCGGUUACUGGCUGCAUUAGUAAUACCGCCUCCAUGACUGUACGUAAUAUUUCUAUAGAUAAAUUACCUUCGAUAUUGGUAAUUGGUAAAAGUCGUUUAUCGGGUCGUACAUCAUGUGAAAUUUUAUCUGUGAUUCAUGGCAAUGUUGGUUUGGAUGAUUUAUUGUCUCGUUUAUUGGAAUCGGUUGAAAUGUACAAUCAACAUUUACAAGGUGAAAUUAGCGAAGAAGAUGCUCGUGCUGCACGCGAUCAAGUUAAAGCCGAACAAGAUAUGGCUUAUCAGGAAACAUUACAGGCUGAUAUUGCCAAAGAAGCUGCUAAACGUCAAAAAGAAGCUGCUCUAGCAGCUGAACGUCAACGUUUGGAAUCGGAAAAAGCCGAAGAAGAUGCUAGACGUGAAUCGAUUAGAUUAGUGGCUGAACAAUCAUUACCCAAAGAGCCAGCUGAAACGGAAACGAAUAUAUCGAAAAUUCGAGUACGUAAACCAACUGGAGACUUUUUAGAACGUAGAUUUUAUGCAAAUAACACUUUACAGGAUCUAUUAAACUAUGUAGCAUCGAAUGGUUUCUUAAUUGAUGAGUUUAAAUUGAUAUCCAGUUGGCCAAGACGUGAUUUGACCUCUAUAGAUGCCCAGCAAACUUUGCAAGCAUUAAAAUUGUAUCCUCAGGAGACUGUCAUACUAGAAGAACGAUGAUUUUAAAUCACUAAGCUUUGGAAAACAAAA